CAUUGGCACGUACCCGAUAAGAAUGAAUAUGUAGAAGCCUUGAUUACCAAAUAAUAAAUUUAUAUUGCACUAACUGUAACGCUGAUCGACUUAUAAGAUGAGUCUGAGAUAAAUUUUCUACGUGACAGUAGCUGAAGAUAAUCAGAUCGUGAAUAGUAUUAAUAUCUUAUAUGGAUGAGAAUUGUUCUACUCCUAGUGAUUGUUCUAACAAGUCGAUAUGGAAGGAAGUGAGAAAAACAGAGAUGAAUCCAGAAGAACAUUAUCGUCUAUAGUGACUUCGGGUAGAGUAACAAAUGUAGUUCAUUUAUUCAUUGUUGCUUUCGCUGUGUAUAUGUUAUAUUUAUCAUUUUCUGGAACGAUCGAAUUCUUCACAUGGCAUCCUAUCCUUAUGAGUGUUGGUUGGACACUGCUGUUAACUGAAGGAAUCUUAAUAUUGAAUAGAGAUAAUAAUGUACUGAAGAACAUUAUUGGAUCGAAUAGAAUUUUGUACCACUGGAUCUUACAAGCAUUAGCAUUAAUUUUGAGCAUCAUAGGAGUUUGGAUUGCCUUCCAAAACAAACUCAAUAAGAGCAAGGCUCAUUUCAAAUCUUGGCAUGGUUUAUUUGGUUUACUGGGAUUCAUCUUUGCUAUUCUAAGUGGUUUGAAUGGGGUACUUACUCUAUACAAUAGAGAACUUAAGGAUUAUUACUCUCCAAAGUUGAAUAAAUUUGUGCAUGUCGUUUUAGGGACUCUGGCCUAUUUGUUUGGAGGAUUAUCUGCAAUAUUGAGUGUAUACACAAAAUGGUUUGAGUGGAGAACACAUUCAGAUGAUAUAGUUUUUGGAAUACUGUUAUUUUUUAUCAUUUCUACUGUUAUUUGGACUCUGGUCAAACCAAUUAAUUCUGUUUCUGAUAGAUUCAGACAGCUCAUAUCAAUAGGAUAAAUUUAUAAUUUUUUACUGUAUAAUUCUUCAAUCAUGUCAGAUGAAGAUUAUAAUUCAGAUUGUAGUGUGGCGUCUGACUAUGGGCUACUGAAAAAAGCUAUUCCUUUUGAUACAACACUUCCAGCUAAUUUCAAUCCAAAUAAGAUACCAGAAACUGCUGAAGAGUUUUUACAAUAUUGUUGUUAUGAACGAUCCCUAAUGAAACCUUGGACCACUGCAACUAUUGAUCCCUCUAGAUUACAUCAUGUGGAAAUCAGGGAAUUCAAAGAAGAAAAAUUGCCUAAUUCUGUUGCCUCUCAUCUUCUUCCAACACAGCAAUGGCAGAAAGAAAAAUUAGAAGAAUUCCGGGAAUUUAGAGACUUCAUUCAGUCUAGGAUGGAAAUCACUUCUAAAGAUGUUCUUAGAGAAAUUGAUUUCAAGGAAAAAAUUGUUAGUUCAUAUCCUCCAUAUGAAGAAGUUAUGAAGUAUUCACAAGCUGAUAAAAUCAAAGCAUUAGAACUUAUAAAUGGUUAUUUAGAUACAUUGGAUGAUGGUACAUGUUUUGAAAAUUAUGUAGGGGUUUGGAUAUAUUCAAUGUUUUCACUUCUUGACACUCCUCUUAUAUCAGAUGAUUGUCACGUUGUUAGAACUCUAGCUAAAAAAUGCAUUCAAUUAAGAUCAAAUUACAAAGAAACAGAUGUGAAGAUGUUUCAUCCUCUAAACUUGUUCAUCUGUAUUGUCUCAAAAUUCUUUGGUCAAUUGGACCUCAGUGAUCCUUGAAUUUUAUAUAAUUUGAGUAUAUUAUAGGUUGGCCUAACUCAUUUUCAGUUAAUGACUUAAUUCCAGAAUCAUCAUUUAUGUUACACUGAAGAUAUCUGUGAUAUUCUUAUUAUUAUAUCUUGUAAGAAAAUUCAAUAUUUUCAUUGAAAUUUGAGCCUGUGAGGGUUGCAAUUAAAAAAAUAAAAUAUA
Messenger RNA from Harmonia axyridis, 1870 nucleotides. Its product is annotated as transmembrane reductase CYB561D2-like. NCBI's taxonomy places the organism in Eukaryota, Metazoa, Arthropoda, Insecta, Coleoptera, Coccinellidae. The record is from RefSeq and is a predicted model, not a curated record. The transcript is spliced from 2 exons. Gene Ontology annotation, molecular function: transmembrane monodehydroascorbate reductase activity. Bases 218 to 922 code for a protein of 234 amino acids.